Molecule: messenger RNA, 1676 nt
Organism: Lutzomyia longipalpis
Lineage: Eukaryota; Metazoa; Arthropoda; Insecta; Diptera; Psychodidae
Exons: 2
Coding region: 714-1583 (289 amino acids)
Biological process (GO): proteolysis
Molecular function (GO): serine-type endopeptidase activity
Source: RefSeq, a predicted model, not a curated record
UGGGUGAUGGUGUGUUUUGGUUUUCUGAUGCGCGGGUGCAUUUUUGUGUACGUUGGGGGAGGGUGUGAGUGGUAGAGCGGGUGGAUGGAGCGCAAUGGGGCGGAUUGGCUCAAAUGUGGGGCAAAAAUAUUGAUGGACCGGCUGACGCCAACUUUCUCACACUCCCACACACCCAUCUAUGAGGAUUUUUAUAAAUGCCACUAUACACAACCCCCGUCUCGUUGGGGUCUUACUUUUCAUAUGAAGCCAAGGAGACCGGAUGCAGAAUGCAAUCCCUUUUGCAUCUUUUGGGGGCAUUUGGAGAAAAAAUUGCAUCCGAUCCGUCGAACAUAUUUGGCUACCAAACUUUAUGUUAAAAUGCUGCAAAGCCGUUUAUGGAUUUAAUUUUGGCUUUUUUUUUCCUACAAAGGGGUUCCCCAUUCCUAAAAAAGUAUCAAGUUUUGGUGGGAGAUUUCCAAGAUAUUAUAUACAUUCAAAGAGACAUAGUGAUGCUGCUCCGACACAAAUGAGGUGAUAAUUAAUAUUCAUCUAUACCCAAUGCUCUUGGUGGAUUAACAAACAGGUUUCAUUAGCAAAUCACCACACUGAAUCAUCAUCUUAAGUUGAUAAAUACACUCCAAGCACAGACUAGUAUAAAAGCCAAGAGGCAUCAUUUCGCCGGAGUUACUCCCGUGGAUACCAGUGUGGCAGUGAUACCUCCCAAGUUUGCAAAUAUGUGGCUCCAGAAUUUUCUGUUCUUUCUUAUUAUUGCUCUCAGUGUUGCACAACAGCCAUCAAGGGUAACUGGAGACUCCCUUGGUUGUGGUAUUCUCAAUAGAGUGACCAACACAUCAACUCCUACGACCUUCCACGUGCCAUGGCAUGUUGGUAUCUUCACAAAUGCCACUGAACACACGGGUGUGACCCAUGAACCCGCGACAGUAAUCAAAUGUGGCGGAACAAUCAUCAAUGAAACGACAAUUGCAACGAACGCAAGAUGCAUGUGGAGCGACAAAUACGGGCACAUUGGGAAUCCUUACGAUUACUUUGUGGGCAUCGGACCGAAGCAGGACCUACUGGCCAUUCGCAGAAUUCACGUCCUUCAAGGAUACGAACCCUCUGGAGACUACUCAAAGAGCAUAGCUCUGCUGGAGCUUCGUGAUCCAGUUCGAUUUGAGGAGAAUAACGUGGAGCCUAUUUGUGUGGAUUUCAACGAAACCGAUCAUAGGUCAUCCAAUUGGACGGGAUUUGUCGUUGACGUCCGUGAGGAGCAUCCUCAACAAAUCCUCACCUUUACGGCUCUCAAUGUUCUGGAUGUGCCACAGGAGCAAUGCACCCAAAUCCUGCCAGGAGAUAUUUCACGCGAUAAAUUCUGUGUACGUCCUGUCCAGAAGAACACCGCAGCUUGCAAUGAGGAUGACGAAAGACGAUCAGGAAGUGGACUUUUUGAUGCAAAAGUCUUCAAUGGGACACAGAGAUUUUUCCUCAGAGGCGUCGUAACGUUCAGCAGUGUGAGCCGAGGAGAUGCCUCUGGACGCCUCUGUUCCGGUGUCAUUGUUGCCACGAGAGCUUCCAACUAUGCCACUUUUAUUCGGGGCUAUUAGGUGUAUCCAGGAAGUCACACAGCAGACUUUUUAUCAAGUUGAGAGAGUGUAAUUCAUUUUGGGUGGAUUUAUUAAAAACUCAUUUGGCAUGAA